AUGGCCAGGCAAGAAAAGCAAGCACGCCAGCUGCCCAAACAGCAGCUGCUCAUCCUUGCAAUAUGCCGCUUCGCAGAGCCUGUGGCGAUGACUUCGGUUUAUCCCUACAUCCCUGAGAUGAUACAAUCCUUCCACAUCCCGAACGACAAGGUUGCUCGAUGGGCAGGACUCAUGUCGGCUGCGUUUUCACUUUCUCAGUGUUUGACUGGCAUCGCAUGGGGCAGGGCCUCGGAUCGCUUCGGCCGCAAACCCAUGAUACUCCUCGCCUUGACCUGCACGAUGGUGUCCAGCAUCCUGUUCGGUCUCUCUAAAAAUCUGCAAUGGGCUUUCAUCACGCGGUCGAUGCAAGGCUUGUCGAACGGGAACGUUGGGAUCAUAAGAACAGCGGUGGCGGAAAUGGUACCACAAAGAGAGUUGCAGCCUCUGGCAUUUAGCAUCAUGCCGCUGGUCUGGAACAUUGGAAGCAUUUUCGGGCCCUCGUUCGGUGGUUCCCUCGUCCGCCCUGCCGACCGAUAUCCCAAUGUCUUUGGCAAAAUCAAGUUCUUCCGGGAUCAUCCAUUUGCUCUCCCAAAUCUACUCAUCAGCCUGAUUUUCCUCUGUGGCAUUUCUGCAGGGUUUCUGUUUCUGCGUGAAACCCUCGAGGAGAAGAAAUCCCGACGAGAUUACGGACUACUUCUCGGCAGCCUGCUCACCGCGCCAUGCACCGGAAAAAGGCAACGGCCUCGGGCGUUCUCGACCGACGAGACCGAUCCCUUUCUGGGCGGCACGUCAAGCGAGAUGUCCUCGCCUGGCAUAGGUUUUGUGGCCAAGCCUCCUAAAAAGAACCCCGGCUGGGCGGAGGUUUUCUCGAGGCAGUCAAACAUCAAUCUGGCUGUGUACACGUUUCUCGCAAUGCACUCUGUGGCGUUUGACCAGUUGCUGUCGAUCUUCAUGCACUAUCCAGUACAGUCCAUUCGGGAUCCAAACGUGCAUCUCCCGCUCAAAUUCGCCGGUGGAUUUGGGAUUGAUUCCAGCAGGAUUGGUCUGCUUUUCACCGCAUACGGAGUAUUCGGUAUGCUCGUCCAGUUUUUCAUCUUUCCGACAUUUGCGAGGAGAUUCGGCGUUUUGAAUUGCCUGAAGGCCUGCACUUUGACGUUCCCAUUGGUGUACAUUGCGACCCCCUUCACCGCACUACUUCCGACCGACUCUGCCAGACAAGGAGUCAUGAUGCUGUUGAUGCUUGUCAAGGGGUUUUGUGGUAUCUUUGCAUUUCCCUGUUCGACCAUCCUCCUCACCAACAGCGCCGCCACUCUGAAAGUCCUGGGCACGUUGAACGGCGUAGCCACCAGUAUCUCGGCUGUGGGCCGAGCAGCUGGACCUGCCCUGGCAGGUGGCACCUUCACUGCCGGAGUAGACAUAGGCUACGUGGUCAUUUCUUGGUGGACCUUGGCACUGGUCGCCGUUGUCGGGGCUGUUCCGGUCUGGUCCUUGGUCGAAAUGGAGGGCUUCAGUAGCGGUCAGGAUGAUGAAGAUGAGGAGGAAUUGGAAGACGAGGAAGAUGGUGAUGCAAAGACGUCAGCCGUCUCUCCUUCGGAAACUCACUCAAGGCAUUCUUCGGGAGCCGCUCUCGGUGAUGACGUUUCCGUAGACGAUGAGGAUCCAUCCGAAUCAGGGCUGUUGACACGGGCGAAUUCCAGGGCUUCACUCCGUCCGCCUCGGCGCCACAGCCUCGAUCUCCAUCGAGUUGUAAGCCCCAUUGGAAUGGGAUCCGGGGUCAUUCCUGCUGGAGCGAGGAGAUACAGUAGCGAUCUUGGGGCGACGAGGAGUGGCCUGGGCGUUGGUGGUACAAGUUACUACUGA
Capronia epimyces CBS 606.96 is the source of this 1839-nucleotide messenger RNA. RefSeq lists its product as uncharacterized. The transcript has 2 exons. Gene Ontology annotation, biological process: transmembrane transport. Bases 1 to 1839 code for a protein of 612 amino acids. The record is from RefSeq and is a predicted model, not a curated record. NCBI's taxonomy places the organism in Eukaryota, Fungi, Ascomycota, Eurotiomycetes, Chaetothyriales, Herpotrichiellaceae. Gene Ontology annotation, molecular function: transmembrane transporter activity.